UCUCUUCUUCUUCUUCUUCUUCUCCAUUCUCGAUCUCGAAUUUCUCUCUCUAUCUCUCUCUCUGUAUCGCCAUGGGAGAUCUUCCUCUCUUUCAGGCGACUCUUCUCUUCUUCUUCCUCUUCCUUGGCCAUGUUUGCUCCUUCUACCUUCCCGGCGUCGCUCCUCAGGAUUUUCAGAAGGGUGAUCCAUUGAGUGUGAAGGUGAAUAAAUUGACUUCGAUUAAGACACAGCUUCCGUAUACACAUUAUUCUCUUCCUUAUUGUCGUCCACCAACGAUAAUCGAUAGUAGGGAGAAUCUAGGGGAAGUACUUCGUGGAGAUCGAAUUGAAAACUCUGUUUAUUCGUUCAAGAUGAGACAACCUCAGAUGUGUAAUAUUGCUUGUCGGGUCACACUUGAUGCCAAAACGGCGAAGGAGUUCCAAAAGAGGAUUGCUGAUGAAUAUCGAGUCAAUAUGAUAUUGGAUAACCUUCCUCUGGUGGUUCCUAUUCAGAGAUUAGAUCAGGAAGCUCGGCCCAUUUAUCAGUUGGGUUAUCAUGUUGGUCUCCGUGGGCAAUAUGCUGGAAGCAAGGGUGAAAAAUUCUUUAUACACAAUCAUUUGACAUUUACGGUUAAAUACCAUCAAGACACACAAACUGACUCAACCAGGAUUGUGGGCUUUGAGGUUAAGCCAUUCAGUGUCAAGCAUGAAUAUGAAGGAAAAUGGAAUGAACAAAACACUCGUCUGACAACUUGUGAUCCAGGCACAAAACGUACAGUUUCUAAUUCGAACUCUCCCCAAGAGGUCGAAGACAAACAGGAAAUUAUAUUUACAUACGAUGUUGACUUCCAGGAGAGCGAUGUGAAGUGGGCAUCAAGAUGGGACAGCUAUCUACUAAUGAGUGACGACCAAAUCCACUGGUUCUCAAUCAUUAACUCAUUAAUGAUUGUAAUUUUCCUCUCGGGAAUGGUAGCCAUGAUAAUGCUCCGAACUCUCUAUCGCGACAUCUCGAAAUACAAUGAACUCGAAACCCAAGAAGAAGCCCAAGAAGAAACCGGAUGGAAACUGGUCCAUGGCGACGUCUUCCGCCCCCCUUCAAACCCCGACCUCUUAUGUGUUUUCGCAGGAACCGGCAUCCAAUUCUUCGGUGUAAUGCUUGUAACCUUAAUAUUCGCAGUACUAGGUUUCCUGUCUCCGUCAAACCGUGGAGGACUCAUGACCGCCAUGCUUCUCCUAUGGGCCUUCAUGGGAUUAUUCGCCGGUUAUUCCUCCUCCCGAUUAUACAAAAUGUUCAAAGGAACCGAUUGGAAACGCAACGCCUUAAGGACCGCGGUCAUGUUUCCUGCCGUCGCGUUCAUCGUUUUCUUCAUACUAAAUGCUCUCAUAUGGGGGGAGAAAUCGUCUGGAGCAGUCCCAUUUGGGACAAUGCUUGCACUGUUCUUCCUAUGGUUCGGGAUUUCAAUCCCUCUUGUAUUUGUCGGGGCCUACGUUGGUUUUCGAAAACCGGCUAUAGAGGAUCCGGUGAAGACGAAUAAAAUCCCGAGGCAGAUUCCAGAACAGACGUGGUAUAUGAAUCCGGUAUUCUCAAUAUUGAUAGGAGGGAUACUUCCGUUUGGAGCUGUGUUUAUCGAGCUUUUCUUUAUAUUGACGUCCAUCUGGCUUAAUCAAUUCUACUACAUAUUCGGGAUUCUGCUGAUCGUGUUUGUUAUCUUGAUCAUAACGUGUGCGGAGAUAUCAGUUGUUCUUUGCUACUUUCAGCUUUGUAGCGAAGAUUAUCAUUGGUGGUGGAAAUCAUAUUUGACUUCGGGUUCGUCGGCAUUGUAUCUUUUCUUGUACGCGACGUUUUAUUUCUUCACGAAGCUGGAGAUUACGAAAUUGGUGUCGGGGAUAUUGUACUUCAGUUAUAUGCUUCUUGUUUCGUAUGCGUUCUUCGUUGCCACGGGGACUAUUGGAUUCUACGCUUGUUUCUGGUUCACGAGGCUGAUUUAUUCAUCGGUGAAGAUUGAUUGAACAAGGUACGUAUACGAUAAACAAAACGUCUAAUAUAGUUUCUUAUUUGAGCUACUUGUAGAGGUUUUUUUUUUUAUUAUGUAAGUUGUUUCUAUUCAUAUUUUGUUUGGACUUAUGAGGUUUUGAUAUGAUUUGAUUCGAUUCAAACUUGAUUGCUUUGGAUUAUAAGAAGGAACUUGGUUAGGGGUUCUUUCUAUAUCUACUACUACAAUAUUAU
Impatiens glandulifera is the source of this 2205-nucleotide messenger RNA. RefSeq names its product transmembrane 9 superfamily member 8-like. Gene Ontology annotation, cellular component: membrane. The coding region runs from base 72 to 1988 and encodes 638 amino acids. The record is from RefSeq and is a predicted model, not a curated record. The transcript is spliced from 7 exons. Gene Ontology annotation, biological process: protein localization to membrane. Lineage: Eukaryota; Viridiplantae; Streptophyta; Magnoliopsida; Ericales; Balsaminaceae.